Molecule: messenger RNA, 1723 nt
Organism: Canis lupus familiaris (dog)
Lineage: Eukaryota; Metazoa; Chordata; Mammalia; Carnivora; Canidae
Gene: C21orf140
Product: family with sequence similarity 243 member A
Exons: 2
Coding region: 65-823 (252 amino acids)
Source: RefSeq, a predicted model, not a curated record
CCACUCUUGCCAGAUCUGCACAGAUGGAGACAUGCAGGCUUUUAAAAUCACUUGAGGAGACACCAUGCCUCACUUUACAAGUCCUCUUUUAAGAAACAUCAUUAGCAGAAAUCCAUUUGAUAGCAUCAGGAGGAAGCAAUGUCUCCAAUAUUUGAAAAGCCUGAGAUCACUGCAAUAUGAUGGAUUUAAGACCAUAUAUUUUGGAGAAACUGAUAUUGCUGAAAGUCUUCUAACUGGAGAAGAAGAUCUUAGUGAUGGGUACUUCAUGCACGCUCCAACUUGGUGUAUUGUGCAUGCUAGUAGUAGUCAAGGAUGGGUGCCUUGGAAGUAUCGGAUGUUCCUAAGAGAUGAGUUAUGCAUCAAACGGGAAGAGAGCCUCUUCUUUGAGUUUUGCGAUGUGGUGAAGAAGGCCUAUGGCAAGUGUGCCAUUGUGGUCAAAGAGAGAAGGCAGCAGGACAAGAUGAAGCCAAAAGAAGACACAGAGCUGGAGGCCCAGGUCCGUGUCCCAUCAGUCAUUAGCUUAAUGAGCAUUGUGUGUUGCCCUGAGGUAGCCAAGUCCUGUGGCCAUGAACUACUCUCUUUGCCUUCCCCUUACAAUUACCUAAACCCUCUAGACUCAGCCUGGUCUUCUCUGAAAUGGUUUAUCAUCAAUAACAGAAAGGAGUUUUGCUUGCAGUACAUUGACAAUGUCUAUUCUUACCAGUAUAUACUUCUCAGCGAUUUAAUUAGCAAGGGGAUUGGAAGGAUAAACUCAAGCAAAUGGAAAAUACUAACCAACAAAGUACGUAGAUGGGAAAACUACUAUCUUGGCAAAUUUUCUUAAGGGUGACUCCUCUAACAAGCAGUUGGGACCAUGCUAUGGGCAUAGUCUUUACCAACUCUGCUGGGCUCGACUCUGGACCCAAAGAUACUCCAACAGCGGCCUCAUGGGGAUGCUGUGAGGACCAAGGUUUCUAAGGCUGCUGGCAAAGUGCUGGAAAAAUGCUAGCCUCCCUGGAUUUUUUUAGAACUAUGUGGUCCGAUGAAUAGAGAUGUUCAGUGAUUUUCAGCAGUCAAGUGGUGGACGUAUCUGCAUCGUUUUGUUGUCGUGAGUUUUAUCCGGGGAAUGAACCAGUUGCAACUGCAACCACCAACCCCCCAGAACCCGGCAACCGCAGUUGUUACACACCUCACGUCACAGCCAGCCAGCUAUCUUGUCUCCCGUGGCUGCUGUAACAGAUUACCACAAACGUGGUGGCCCUAAACGACAGACCCUUACUGUCUCCCAGUUCUGGAAGCCAGAAGUCUGAAAUCCGCUCCACUCAGCUGAAAUCGAGGUGUGGGCAGGGCCGCACUCCCUCCCGAGGCUCUGAGAAUCAAUCAUCCCUCGCUCUUCUGGCUUCUGGUGGCUGCUGGCAUUCCUUGGCUUGUGGCCACACUGGUCCAAUCCCUGCUUCUGUAGCCUCAUUACUUUCUCCUAAUUUCCCUCUGCCUCCCUCUUGUAAAGACACUCAUGGUGCCACUCAGGUCCCAUCUGGGUAAUCCAGGAUCCUCUCAAAAUCAUUAACUUAAUCCCAUCUGCAGGGAUUCUUUCUCUACGUAAGGUAACGUUUCACAGGUUCCAGGGAUUAGGAGCUGGAUAUCUUUGGGGACCAUUAUUCAGCUGACUGUAGAUGCUAGAAAGUCUUCUGUCAACUGAAAUACAGCGUUCUCCACUGGGAUUAACCUGGUGAAACAGCUCUUA